UUAAAAGGUGUGUGGCUAGCCUUGCAAAAACAUCACAUGAUGGCGAACCCAUUCGACGAAGGACCACAAAGAAAUUAUGGCAGUGUCUCUGGACAGGGUGGACGUGGUUUUAGUAGAGAGUCCUCUGGUUCAGAUUCAGAAUUUCAUCGAAUGCGUAACACCAUUUCUCACGCCUGCUCAGAAAUUAACAGCCAAACUAACGAAUUAAAGUCUUUGUGUAAAAAAAUUGGAGGAAGACAAGAUGACGCCGAGUUAAGGCAGCGAAUUCUUGCUGUAAGGAAAGCAGCAUUUGAAAAUGUGGAGACGACCACAGAGACUUUCAAUACAUUAAUGACACGUUAUGGUCGAAGCAAUGAUAGAGAACAUACAAUUGCUAUCGAGUCACUACAAAAGAACUUCAGUAGAAUAGCUAACGAGUUUUCUCAAGCCUACGAGAGGAUCGUCGGUCGUCUACAGGAGAAUCCCAGACCUCGUGUCACUGACAGCGUCGUCAAUACAUCUGCUUCUGAUGACACCAUUCCAAUAUUAGAGGCAGAGCAGCAGCUGCAUGAGCAAGACCAGAUUCACGUCUCCUACACUGAGCAAAGAGCUGAAGCUGUAGAAAAUCUAGCAUCUGAAAUGCUCCAUUUGCAAGACAUAAUGAACAGCAUCAACAACAUGGUCGUGGAGCAAGGAGAAACCAUUGAUAACAUUGAAGCUCACGUUGAGAGAGCAGCAGUUGAGGUCGAAUCAGGUCGAGUAAAACUAGGAGCAGCUGCCAGAUAUAAAAGAUGUAAUAGACGCCUAUCGUUCUGUAUCUUCCUGAUUAUUUUAGCUAUUGUCAUUGCCAUCAUUGUAACCAUUUUGAUCUUUACUUGUGGCGUCGCUCAUGCAUGCAAGAAAUAAAGAGAUUUUUGUUGACUGUUGAGUGGGAUCUCUAAUAUAAUUAUUAAUAAUGUGUCAUUUAUGCGUGAUUGUGUAUGUGUGUAUGUAUGUAAUUGUAAUUGAUACAUGCUGAAGUAAAUACUUUGUACACUAUUGCUAUUACUAUUAUAGUACAAUUAAUAAUAAUUAUUAUUAUCACUAUUUAUGUCGUUAAGUAUAAUGAGGAGUAA
This is a messenger RNA of Amphimedon queenslandica, 1094 nucleotides long. RefSeq names its product syntaxin pep12-like. The transcript is spliced from 10 exons. The record is from RefSeq and is a predicted model, not a curated record. Gene Ontology annotation, cellular component: SNARE complex; endomembrane system; membrane. Bases 37 to 885 code for a protein of 282 amino acids. Gene Ontology annotation, biological process: vesicle fusion; intracellular protein transport; vesicle-mediated transport. Gene Ontology annotation, molecular function: SNARE binding; SNAP receptor activity. NCBI's taxonomy places the organism in Eukaryota, Metazoa, Porifera, Demospongiae, Haplosclerida, Niphatidae.